Molecule: messenger RNA, 3570 nt
Organism: Cetraspora pellucida
Lineage: Eukaryota; Fungi; Glomeromycota; Glomeromycetes; Diversisporales; Gigasporaceae
Source: the annotation of a GenBank genome assembly
CUUAGAGAUCUUAUAUAUCGAGGUCGAGCCAUGCAAGACGAAGACGAAGGCGAUGAUGGUAUGGCGCUUGAAUGGCGUGCAAAUAAUCCAAAGCGGGCAUGGGUUAUGGCUGUAUACAAAGAUGAUAACGGAAAUGAAAUAAAAUUUCAUAGAAGCAUAACAUCGUCUGGAACAAGUGAAUACAAAAUUGACAACAAAGUUGUUACCUAUGCAAAAUAUAAUCAAGCCUUAGAACAACAAAACAUAUUGGUAAAGGCGAGGAAUUUUCUCGUAUUUCAGGGUGAUGUAGAGGCUGUUGCAUCACAAUCCCCAAAAGAUUUAACUAGAUUGAUCGAACAAAUUAGUGGAUCAUUGGAAUUAAAGGCUGACUAUGAACAGUUAAAAAUCCAGCAAGAACGUGCAACUGAAAAUUCUGCAUUCAAUUUUAACAAAAAACGCGGGAUAAAUCAAGACAUACAAGAAUAUCAGAGGCAAAAGGCCCAAGCACAGCAAUUUGAAAAACUACAGAAUGAAAAGAUGCGAAUUUUAGUAGAUUAUCUUUUAUGGAAGCUAUAUCACAUACAAGGCAAUAUUGAUGAAUGUCAUGAACAGAUAGAUAGUCAUAAUGAAAUUAUUAGAGAAAAACAGCAAACACAGAAAAAAUAUGAUGCGGAUCACAAACAAGCUCGAUUGGAACAAGCAGAAAUUCACAAAAAACACUAUAGGAUGGAGAAAGAGAUCCAGUUAAAAGAAAAAGAAUUAGAAGAAAAGCGCCCGGUGCUAUUAACGAUGGAUGAAAAAAUCACCUAUUCUAAUAGAAAAUUAACUCAGUUGGAGGAAAAUGCUGAGAGAAUUCGGAAAGAUUAUGAUCGUCAGUCGAAAAGGGUAGAAGAAUUACAGCUAGAAUUAGGACAUGUCACGAGAGCUGCAGAUGAAUAUGAAGCAUCAUUAAAUGCUGAAAGCAGUAGUAAUAAGAAAAACGCAAUACUAAACACAGAUGAAAUUGCUGAAUAUAAUAGACUGCGAGAACAGGCCAACAAACAAACAGUUUACGAAAAACAACAAUUAGAAAAUCUCCGCAGACAAGAAAAGACAUGUCGUGAAUCUACACAGAGAUUAAAAGAGAAGAUGGAGGAUUUGGAUAGACGUCGAAACCAGCUAGAGGAAGAGCAAUUGACUCUGACGGAUCAUAAAGAGAAGGUAUCUGCUAACGUGUUGCAGUUACAAUCCGAUAUUGAUCAAUCUAAAAAAGAACUUCACGCUGCUGUUACGGAGCGUGAAUCUAUUAACCAACAAGAAAUCCAGCUAAAUCGCGAAUUACAAGAAAUACUCAAUCAACUUACUGUGGCAAGUGUGGACCAGAGAGAAUCAGAACGAGAACAAAGAAUGAAGGAAUGUUUAGAAAGUUUGAAGAGAGUAUUUUCUGGUGUGCAUGGACGUCUUCUUGAUUUAUUUUCUCCUACUCAGAGAAAAUACGCAGUGCCCGUAUCUAUAAUCCUUGGUAGGAACUUGGAUGCAAUUAUUGUUGAUCAACAAAAAAUUGCUAUUGAAUGCAUACAGUACAUGAGAGAACAACGUCUUGGCCAUGCUACAUUUAUCCCACUCGAUACAAUUGUAGUCAAAUCAAUAAAUGACAAAUACCGUAGUAUCAUGAAGGGCGCAAGAUUAGCAAUAGACGUUAUUACCUACAAUGAUAAACUUGAACGCGCAUUUCAAUAUGCCUGUGGUAAUACUUUAGUGUGUGAUACACUAGAUAUUGCCAAACACAUAUGUUACGAAAAAAACCAGCAAGUCAAAGCUGUCACCCUUGACGGUACUAUUAUUCAUAAAAGUGGAUUAAUCACAGGUGGUCAUAGUGAUGAUAUUAUUUCUGGUGCCAAACGAGUAACCGAAAAAAAACGUGCAGAUAGUAUGGAUGUAUUAAGGAGUCAGAGAGAUGAGCUAAUGUCGAGAUUGAACAAUCUCAGCAAAUCAAAGAGACGAGGAAAUUUUGAAGAACAAAAAAAAAGUGAGAUUUCUGGCUUAGAAUCAAGACUGGAAUUUUCUCAACAGGAUUUGACAAUAUCCACAACAAAACUUGCAGCCAUCAAUGAUGAAUUGAUCGUUAUUUCAAACGAAGCUGCACAACUUUUGCCAGCUUUAGAAGAGUCACAAAAUGAACUUGUUGGUCUCGAUGCACAAGUUAGCCAAUGUGAGAAUAACAUAAACGAGAAAGAAGAUUCUAUUUUUCAAGAAUUCUGCCGAAAAAUCGGAGUUUCAAACAUUAGGGAUUAUGAACAACGGCAAUUAAAAAUGGCUCAAGAGAUUGCAGAAAAAAGAUUAAAAUUUACAACUCAAAAAUCUCGGCUUCAAAAUCAAUUGAAAUUUGAAACAGAACAAAAAAAAGAAACAGAAGAUCGACUAAAUAAACUCGAAUCAACUAUUCAAGAUGAAGCAGAUAAGGUCUCCCAAUUUGAAAAUGAAAAAAAACAAUUGUUAAAUGAUAAAAAACGUAUUUCAGAUGAGAUUUCUGAGAAACAAAGGGUUCUCAGCGAGAUUAAAAAUGAAUAUGACGUUAAGACUGCUGCAGUCACUUCUUCAAAACGACAGUUGACACAAAUAUCUAAAGAAAUUGACAGAUUGAUGAAAGAAAUUGUUAGCAAAGAAUCGGACAUUGAAAAGCUAGAAGCUGAUCGAUUCUCGAUAUUUCGCAAAUGUAAAUUAGAAGAAAUAGACUUACCACUUUUGAGAGGAUCUCUUGAUGAUGUCUUAACGAAAGAUUCGAGAAAUUUGGAUAAUGACUUAAUGGAUAUUGAUGACGAAGACAUUUAUUCAAACGAUAAUGCCGGACCCAGCACAAUUGGUGCCUCUAGAAUCGAAGUGGAUUUUAAUUCUUUGAGCGAAUACCUUAAAGAGAAUGAUGAGAUAGAAAUUACAAAAGAUUUUGAGAAAAAGCUUGACGAAAAAACUGCAAAAAUGGAAGAAAUUGCUCCAAGCUUGAAAGCUAUCGAAAGAUUGGAGGGUAUAGAACAGCGCCUGCGAGAUACUGAAAAAGAAUUUGAUAGUGCGAGACGCGAUGCUAAGACAGCCAAGGAUAGGUUUAAUGCUGUUAAACAAAAAAGAUAUAAACUUUUUCAUGCUGCAUAUGAUCAUAUCGCCGAAAACAUUGAUAAAAUAUAUAAAGAUUUAACGAAAAGUCGCAGUUUUCCGUUGGGAGGGACUGCAUACCUUAGUUUGGAGGAUACCGAGGAACCCUAUCUAGAUGGUGUAAAAUAUCAUGCAAUGCCUCCAAUGAAGCGUUUUCGAGAUAUGGAACAGCUGUCAGGUGGUGAGAAAACCAUGGCAGCGUUGGCAUUAUUAUUCGCUAUUCACAGUUAUCAACCAUCGCCUUUUUUUGUUCUUGAUGAAGUUGAUGCCGCAUUGGAUAACACUAAUGUCGGAAAAAUUGCAAACUAUAUCCGAGAACACGCUUCAGAUACCUUUCAAUUUAUUGUCAUUUCUCUCAAGAGUACUUUAUAUGAAAAAGCACAAGCACUUGUUGGAAUAUAUAGAGAUCAAGAUAUAAACAGCAGCAAGACAUUGACAUUGCAGGUUGAUAAAUUUUCAGAAUAA